This is a messenger RNA of Corythoichthys intestinalis (scribbled pipefish), 5304 nucleotides long. It is a transcript of the gene lonrf2, whose product is annotated as LON peptidase N-terminal domain and ring finger 2. The transcript has 12 exons. NCBI's taxonomy places the organism in Eukaryota, Metazoa, Chordata, Actinopteri, Syngnathiformes, Syngnathidae. Bases 693 to 2975 code for a protein of 760 amino acids. The record is from RefSeq and is a predicted model, not a curated record. Gene Ontology annotation, molecular function: ubiquitin protein ligase activity; protein binding.
AAGCGAAUGGGACGAGCAGCGUACAGCAAACACUGGCAGCUUCUCAAACGGGUUGACGUCGUUAGCAGCUCGAGCUGAAUUAGCUGUGGAGAGUCGAUAAGAUAAACAGCGAACUUAUUUUUUUCCCUUUCCUUCUCUGUAUUUUUUUUUACCAGUUUAGAACGGCGUUUUUAAGGUUUCGAGUUGUUCAGUCGUCUGAGCGCCUAGAUUUGUUUUUGACGUCGCUUGUUUGUUUAUAUGGGCCGUGGGUGCAAAUCGGGUAGGUCGACGUUAGCUCGCGGUUAGCAUGUUGCUACGUUUUGCUCGAUUAAAAAGAACCACGGCUAAGACUUACAUUUUAUUUUAGUUAACUUUACGGUACGUUAAACAAUUGUCUAACUUUGUUGUCGUUUAUUUUCAUACCCGUCGUUCAUCCAAGUGGAUGUUACUUUUAAGUUUAUUCGAUUAACCUCUGGCUGCUUUUACGCGUGUUGAAAAAAAGGUACGUAAUUGUGCUUGUUGAAUCCAGAAUGAGUCCCAAUCCACUCCCGAUGGCAAGUACACGGCCACGUUCGGGUGUUCGGUUGGACGGAAGAGAGAUUCGAUUAAUACGCUAACUUGUAUAUAUAUAUAUAUAUAUAUAUAUAUAUAUAUAUUUUUUUUUCCCAAUAUAGUUGAGUAGAUACUAUUGUUUUACUUAUAUUGAAUUACUCAUGGAGGUUGAGAUGUUGCUCCACCCGCUCUCUCACCCGUCCGCACCGGGCAUUUGCCCGGAGAUGCUGGAGGUGGCAGCGGAGGCAAACCGCGCCGGGGACUACAAUUUGGCCGCCGAAAUCUACAGCUCGCAGCUGGCCGAUCUCCAGCAACCCGACCGAGGCUUGUGUCUACGCAAAGCCGACACAUUGGUGCGUGCCGGCCGACUCUCCGAGGCCCUGGACUCUUACUGUACGGCGGCUAGCCUUGGCAAGCUGCGGCCGGAGGAACUGCCACUGCUGGUUGAGAGCAUCGCCCGGGGGUUGCGUGAGAAGGAACCGGGCCUCCGGAGGACCACCGGCGGUGAGGAAGGCGAGGACGCCGACGGGGAAAGCCCCGAGGACGACCCGCUGGACUUGUUCUCUUGCGGCUUGUGUCGUUGUGUCCUUCACGAACCCUCCACGGUGGAGUGCGGGCACACCUUCUGCAGACGCUGCCUGGAGCCAGAUUCGGUGAAGGACUGCGUGCACUGUAAGCGAGCCCUGGCCCGGAAAGAGGGACUGCCUAACGGCCGCCGGUUGAACGUGGUGCUCGGCGGCCUGUUGGAUAAACUUUUCGCCACCGAGACCCGAGCACGCAGACUGUGGAUUGAAGGCGAGGAGUUGUGGCAGAGCCGAAACCUAGCGGAAGCCUUGGAGAAAUACAACGAUGCUGUGGAAUUGGCGCCAUCUUCAGGACGGCUGCUGUGCCAACGGGCCGAAUUGCACAUGGACAUGGACAACGUGAGUCAGGCGGUGCGGGACGCCAGCAGCCUGUGCCAGAUCAAACCUCGGUGGCCAAAGGCUCACUACCUGAAGGCCACCACGCUGAGCAAAGCGGCACGGAACGACGAAGCCCUGGAAGAAUAUUUCCUAUGUGUGGCGCUCAAACCCGACUGGACCAAAGUUCGAGUGGAGGCUCAGAAGGUCCUGGCCGAGCUCUUCUCCUCUGUUUUCGAAAACCAAGACAUGCCCACGCCGCUGCACCCCCUUCAAGGCGGGGUGGCCUCGCGCCCCAUCAAGCCCCCAGCUCUGCUGAGGACGCUGAGACCCCUUGCCCAGAAACCGUCUUUAUCCACACAGGAAUUUGACCUGAGCAUGACGAAAAGCACUGUGACUGAAGAGUCUUCAUCCAGACAGCGCGACUCCAUUGCGCCACCAGGCGAGGGCAGUGGCACCAGUGCCAGCAAGAGCCUGGCUGACGUCCUGGCCUCCCUACCGACACCGCCCACUGGUUUUAAGAGGAAACAGAAUGACGAAUGCUCCUCCAAUCCCCCCACAAAGAUCCUCAAACCCGGCGAGGCGAGUGAUGUUAAGACAGCGGCUGCAUACAGAGGAAGAGUGGUUCCAUCCGAGCUAUUGGACAGCGGCGACUUAGAGUGCUCACUCUGUAUGAGGCUUUUCUAUGAGCCCGUGGCCACACCCUGUGGGCACACCUUCUGUCUGAAGUGUCUGGAGCGCUGCCUUGACCACAACCCUAACUGCCCUCUGUGCAAGGAGAACCUCUCAGAGUUUUUGGCCACCCGGGGCUACAAUAAGACACUGCUGAUGGAGGAGAUACUGCAGCGUUACCUGGCUACCGAACUGGCAGAAAGGAAGAAGGUCCACGAGGAGGAGAUGAAAGAGCUCUCCAAUCUGAACCAGGAAGUGCCCAUCUUUGUGUGCACUAUGGCCUUCCCCACAAUCCCAUGUCCAUUGCACGUCUUUGAGCCGCGGUACCGCCUCAUGAUCCGCCGCUCCAUGGAGACGGGCACCAAGCAGUUCGGCAUGUGUAUCGCCGACGAGCUGAAAGGCUUCGCCGACUACGGCUGCAUGCUACAGGUCCAAGACGUCAAGUUCUUCCCUGACGGCCGCUCUGUAGUGGAGACCAUUGGAGUGUCUCGUUUCAAAGUCUUAAGUCAUGGCCAGAGAGAUGGCUACCACACCGCCAAAAUAGAGUACCUAGAAGACAAAAAGGUAGAAGGUGAGGAGCUGGUCCAGCUGCUCAAGCUGCACGAUGCGGUCUAUGAACAAGCUAGCAACUGGUUCACGUCGCUCAAAGACAACAUGAAGACUCAAAUCGUCGGACACUUUGGACAACUACCUGGCAAAGACCCUGACCCGCAGGCAAGUAGCAGUGGGCCAGCCUGGUGCUGGUGGCUACUAGCUGUGCUGCCGCUGGAGAACCGGGCCCAGCUGACCAUCCUGUCCAUGAGCUCCCUGAAGGAACGGCUGCUAGCCAUCCGCAAGGUUCUCAUCUUCGUCAUGCGAAGGAGACCGCGGUGACGUUGGUCGCGUCACACCCUCUGGAACAAUUCGCACAACCCCAGCUGAUCGAGUCACUUUUUUUUUUUCAAAUGUCAAUUGCGUCUUGGUGUCGUUCAAAUCCAACUUUUGCUUACGUGCUGCUGCUUUUUCCUCAAUUUCAUGUCGACAAUGGAAAAUGAUCUCAAACUGCUACUUGCUUUCUUUUGUUUUAAUUGCUGUCACGGCCUGGUUACACAACAAUCUAGCAUAGAGAUACAUCUAUUUGUCCACCAGUCCAUCGUGGAUAAAAUUUAGUAUCCACUUGCUUUGAACUAAAGAAAAACCUUGGAUUAUGUUUUAAGUGCUGCCACAUCCCAUGGACUUUAUUUUAUUGUGGCAAUGCUAGCCUUGGGAACCAAUCACUGUUGUAGCUUUAAACAUGCUACAUGCUAUCAGCUUCACUUAGUUUUAAUUGGCAACGCAACAAACAUCUUAUCGUUGACUUCACAACUUUUUAAUACGUGCAAUUAUAAACGUUUUUUUCUUCUGUUUUACGCUAAUGUACACACCCAAAAAUAAAACAAGCAGAAACUGGGAAAGAAUUAAUCUUUAGCAUAUCAGUGACAGCGUUCCCGACUAAAGUUUCUUCUUUAUUCUCCCGUCUGGUGUUGCAGUUGUACUGUUGAUGCUUGAAUGAGAAACUUGUAAGUGAUCAUGUAACAGGGAGGCCUUUUUCACAUUUCUGUGUGUGUGUGUGUGUGUGUGCAUGCGUGCGCGCGUGACAUUUUCGACAGACUACCUGAAUGUUCUAGUAGCAGCAUUUAUUCUCUUUUCAACUCGAAAGCACUUCAAAAAUGGACAGCUUGCACUUUUGCUGUCUGUCUGACGCACGGAAAAAAAUGUUUUUGCUUAUUUAAUGCUAAAGAAAACUUGUGAAAGGCAGGUGUGGUUUUAAAUGACGGGAAAGAAUGUUUGGUUGAGAAAGGCUAAGUGUACCGUAGCUGCGCUUUUUCUUCUUUCCUUCCAAAUGUUUGCGAUCUGCCUGGCAGGAUUCAUGACAUGCUGCAUUUCCCAGAGAUUAUUUGUAAAGGGAGGUCUUGUACUUAUUUUUUAUUGCCAAUAAAUGAAACCAAAUCAUGAUUAGUUUAAGAAUUGUUUGCUUUUAAGCCUUUAGUAUACAUUUGCUUUAAAAAAAAAAAAAAAAAAAUCUAAAGAGAAAUUACAAUUUAAGUUGGAUAAAAUGCUUUUUUUGUCCUAUACUGAAGUGGUUUUAAUGUUGGAAAUUGUACAUUACAAUAUACAAUAUUUUAACAGGAUAAAAUCUCUUCUUGAUAUUGCAUAUUAUGGUAGGUCUUGGUUCCAAAAACUUGAACUACAGAUGUAGUGUAUAUUGAUCAAAAUUGGUUGCUAAGAGGCAAAAUCGAUGCGGCCAGUGCCUGUGGGACAGUAACUUGUUUAAAACAUAAUUAUUACAUUUGAAGUUCUGAAAAAGAAUCAAAAUUUAUAUUUGACAGAAAACACAAGGCUGAAAAAGCAGUUUCUGCUCUUGCACCUCUCUUUAGAAUAAACAUGUAUUUUAAGUAAUUUAUUAUUCGAAACCUAUAUCGUUUGAUGUCUAAUAUUAAAAAUAAUAUACUAAAAAAAAAAAAAGACUUAAAAAAAGUAUUCACACGCAUAUUUGAAACUUAACAAAUUAUGUCACAAUGAAAAAAAUAAUGUCUGUAAAUAGGUCACGGAUAUCUAAUAACUAUCGCUUCAUUGUAUUUUUUUUUUUUGUUUUUUGUUUUUUUUUGUCGUACUUUGCCUGAUAUUUUAGAUGAGAAGUAAUCGAUCCAAACAAAGAAAAAUUGGGGGGGGGGGAGCACUCAAAAAGGUAAAUAUUUGAUAAGGAAAAUCUCAACCACUCCUUGAUGUCUGCGAUUUCUGCAUAGCGACCCUAGUUAUAUUGCCGUGUUUCACCCAUACAAUCCCCAGAAAGUCCGGCUGUGGCCAUUCACAGCUGUGUAUUUACACUCGGUGAUUUUGGGAUCGAAAUAAGGUAAGUACACAAUAAUAUUACUUUAAAAUCAUGGUGUCUUUAAUUAUGAUCUCUUAGCUCUCACCUCGAGUUAGGGUUUAGUUGUUGUUGUUUUUUAAUGCCCUCCUCUCAAAAAUUGAGAUUUUAGGCUUUCCAAUAAUGGAUCACACAUGCAUAUAGGACAAUUUUGAAAUUUAGCCAAAUUGGGGGUAUCCGUUUUUUUCCGCCAUAUACAUAAGUUUUUUUUUUUUAAAUUUGGGGGGAAAAAAGUGAGAAACGUCUUAUAUGCAGUGCUUAAUUUGUAAAUCAUAAGGCGCCGGAGCACAAAGUACAUAUGACAGUGCAGGGAUG